UAUUAAAAAAUAAAUAAUAUAUUUCUUCAGUAGUUUCGUUAAAGAGUAUAUUAAAUAAAAUAAAAUAAAAUGUCACAAGGAACAGCACGCAGGGAGAUAACCGGUCUAAAUCGUAUAACGCCAAAGAAAUUAAAGGACCUGUGCAAGAAGAACAAGUUAUAUCAGACACCGCGUUUAAAUGACGUUCUCUAUUUGCACUAUCAGGGCUAUCAAUCCAUUGAGUGCUUGGAGGAGUAUACGGAGCUCAAGUGUUUGUGGCUAGAGUGCAAUGCAAUUUCUGAAAUUCAAGGAUUGGAGCAAUUGACAAAACUAAAGUGCCUUUUUCUCCAGAACAAUCUGAUCACGAAGAUUGAGAAUUUGGAGCCAUGCCGCGAACUAGAUACUUUAAAUCUAAGCUCAAAUCAUAUUCGCAAAAUUCAAAACAUUGGCACCGAUAUUUUGCCAGUUUUGAAUAGUCUUAAUAUAGCUUCGAAUUAUUUGAAGGACAGCGAGAGCCUUUCGGACUUAAUUCAUUGCAAGACCCUCUCUGUGCUGGAUUUAUCGAACAACCGCAUUGAUGACAUUUUAAUUGUGAAAGUAUUUGAGCAGAUGCCCGCCCUGAAAGUCCUGGUGUUGCAAGGAAACCCAGUUGUGUCCAGACUGCCCCAGUAUCGCAAGACAUUGAUACUGGCCUGUAAAGAACUAACUUAUUUGGAUAGUCGGCCAGUUUUUCCACGCGAUCGAGCAUGUGCUGAGGCUUGGAAACAAGAUGGCUACGAAGGUGAGCGCAGGGAAAACAAUCGUUGGAACCGUGCUGAACGUAGGAAAACACGUGAGAGCGUCAAUUGCACCAUACGCAUGCGCAAUAGCCACCGUCCACCAGAUCAGCAGGUUCCGCUGCUGAGAUCCAGUGACUCUGAGGAUGACACAUGUGCCGAGAAGACCCGCAAAAAGGUGGAGCUGGAAAACGGUGCUGUCGAUGAUUUGUGGGAUGAGGUGUCGGGUGAACAGCCCAGCUCGGAGCACAGCUCUACCGGUUCUAGUUCGGCCGAUGAAAAUGACGCUGCAGGCUCUCAGGACGAUCACAUUGCUGAGGAAUUGAGUAGUCGCACACGUAAGCCCCUUGAAGGGCGUCCAAAGUGCCUGUAUGAAAAUAAAUUGGAAACUGCUGAGGACAUCAAGGAAAAGGUUAAAUUAGUAGAGCCUGAAAGUAUAACACCCACUGCCUCUGAGGAUAUUAAUAAUUUCAAACACACCGAUGAUAAAGAAGUAAAAAAUACUGUUCGUGUUCCAAUACAAGAGGCCAAACUAGAAGAAUUGAAUAUAAGAGAAGAACAUAUGGACAAGGAUGAUAAAAACGCUUUACUUAAAGAUUUCAGUACUGAAAAACCUCAAGAAAUUGACACAACAUUCGGAGGUACAGAGACAGAAGUAAAAACUUCUGAGCAAGAUAGUGAAAUUAAAUCAGCUGAGAUUCAAAACAUUGAUGAAGAUGAUUUAAAUCUGCAUAAAAUGAAAUUAAGAACAGAGCUAGAAGUAAAAACUCUUGAACAGGAUAAACUAGAAGAACUGAAUAAAAGAGAAGAAAAUAUGGACAAGACUAAUAGAAUUGCUUUAGUAGAAGAUUGCAGUACUGAAAAACCUCAAGAAAAUGAGGAAACAUUUAGAGGUACAGAGGAAGAAGUAAGAACUCCAGAGCAAGAUAGUAUAGUUAAAUCAGCUGAGAUUCAAAAUAUUGAAGAAGGUGAUUCGAAUCAGCAUAAAAUAAAAUUAAAUACAGAGUUAGAAGUAAAAACUCUUGAACAGAAAAAUGUCGCUGAAACUCAAAACGUUAAAGAAGAUAUUCCAAAUCAGCAUACAAUUAACUCAAAUGAAGAUUUCACUACCCAAGGCGACAGCAGUUCGGAGAUAGACAACACUGAGGAUCUGGAACACACUUGCAAAGCUCUGACAAUUGUGGCUAAUAACGACGAACUAGGCCAUGACCCAACAAGCAAAGAAAUCAAAGAAAAAUUAAUUGAGAAAAUGUACAAGAGCUUUGGAGACGAUAUUUACGACGAACUCGACGACGAACCCCUCGAAAUGCUGUUGAAAGGAGCCACAACCAAUUACCACCCAGAAGAAGGACUUUGUGGCGAGGAGAACAAGACGCCGAGGGACUUUUACCAAGAAGUUGAGGAGCCGUCUUUCACACCGAAGACCAAAGAGCAACUAGACUUCGAGCUGGACUGUGCCAUUGCCAAUGACAAGUGUGCUCAUGACUUGCAGGAGAUGGGUAGCCAGUUGGAGGAGGAUCUGGAGGAGCUCAGGCAGUCCACAGCGCUUUUAACUGGGUCCAAGAAGGUCGAAUCCGAACUAACAGAUACAGAAACAGAAACAGAUGAGGAGGACCUUACAAACCAGCAAGAUCCAAAGUCUCAUUUUCUAGCGCAGCAAUUCGAAGAACGGCGUAAGCAAAUGAAAUUAAGAGACGAAGCCAAGGCUAAAGCUAAAGCUAAAGCCGAAGAAGAAUCCCAGAAAGAUGCAGCUACAGACACGACCUCAAAAGACACUGGCGCAGAUGGAGAGCAGGAUCAAUUGUUUGCCAAGAUAUUGGACGAUGCAACGGAUAAUGUACCCAAGCGCAUCUUUGGGUCUGGCUGCGAUGCACCCAGUCAGGAUUGGUCCAGCGAAGAGUGCAUGCGUCAGUUGACUCUCGCCGAGGUGGGUGACAUCCUCAGGGAAGACGACAAUGUGUUUAACCAACCCAUAACGAAGAAAACAAGCCUCGAAGAGGCCGAGGAAGUCUGCCUUCGAAUGGACCAAAAGUUGGCCGCCGACGAGGAGGCUCUUCGCAAUUUGCUGCAGGAACUGGAGGAUGAGGUUGAGGUCAAGUACGACAUUGAGACGAAGGUGGAGUACGAGCAGGAAAUCAUCAUCACCACAGAAGAACCCGAUGUGGCCGGCAUUUGUACCUCCCUGCUGGACGACAUCAUUGUUGAGCUGACCUACAAUGAGAUAUUGCUGGCCAAGAAGCCCAAGAGUUUCGAGUUCGGUCCAAUUGAAUCCGAUGAGGAAUUCAGCUAUUCUGCAGAGCCGCAGCUGGAGAAGUUGGUGCCCCCGGAACUGGAGGAUCCGGCACGUGGUAAAAGCCUUCGCGAAUGCCUGGAUGUCUUUUCAGACUUUGUCACCUCAAUGGCCGAUCCCAAGUUGCCCUGUUUGCUGGGUCGUAAUCCGUCCUCGGGUGUGGACAAAAUUCGUGCCGCCCAGAACUUGCUAAAGUCGAAGAAUCUAGAGGAAAUUAAUAAGGAUACGGCUGAAAGCUUGGAUGCCCAGAUAGCCAAGGAAAAUGAGAGGGUUAAGAGGCGCGUGGCUGCCUCCGCUAGCCGAUGUUUUAAUCAACGAGAGAAAUAUGAGGAUACCCUGGAGGUGGUGGACAACAAGCUGAUGGUGGUGAAGAAGGACACUGGGGAGCUGGAAGAGCUGCCACCACCGCCAGCGUUAAUCAGCGACACUGAGUCCGAGGACUACUACUCAGCCGAAGAGGUUACGCCUGGCAAAGGGGACAUUCGACGUCCCUGGACCACCCCCUACAAGCCAAAACCUCGGAAAUCCGAGGAACAUCUUGUCUCUGAGGCCAUGCAGCAAUGUCGAAUCGAAUCCGACUCGGAGGACUCCAAUCCAGACGAUGCCAAAGAGAACGCUCCCGUUGAAGAUGAAUUCCAUUCACUUGAAGCCAUGACAACCUUCGGCAGCCUUGACUCUGAAUUCUUUCAGAAGCUAGAUCUUGAGAAAGUCACAGGAAACGAUGAUGCGGAAUCGGCCAUCGAGUGCAUGCGAAGCUACAACGAACUAAAAGCCUGCAUGAAAGCCGGAUCGAUGGAGCAUCAGCUGACCAGUGAGGAAAACGAGAUGUUGCAGGAAAUGAUUUCCAAGGACUCGGAACAAAACAAGCCCAAGCCGAACAAUCCUCAAAGGGAAGAGGAGGAUGACCUACUAAAGAAAAUGGUUCAGCGCAUGAAAGAGUUUGAAGAAAAAGAGCGUCAGCUACAGCUGAAGUCAGAAGAUGAUCCCAAGGAGCUGGAUCCGAUCAAGUUGUCCCAGGGUGGGUUUAAGGUUUUCGAAAUUUCUCAGGCGGAUGUCGUUGACAUGGAAAAUGAAGGUGUUGGGAUCCUAGAAAAUAAAGAUUCAAAAGAUGACAUCAAAGUGGAUCACGUGAAGCCAUCUCAGGUUGAGGAAAGUAUUGAUCCAUCAAUCAAGACUCCAGAUCAAGUAGCCCCAAAGAACGCCGGUAUUGACGAUGAUAUUCAGUCCGAUCCCUCAACGGAUUACGAAUCCAGCGAAGAGGUAGUUGUGGUAGAGCCGCCUAAACUGCCCGAAGCAGUGCUCAAAUCCUUCCUUUCUGACGGCUUUGAGGCAGACUUAAAAAUGGUUCACGCCCUCGAAGAAGCCACUCGUCGAAAUCUUUAUAGCCCCACUCCCAAAAGAGUUCCGCAAUCAACAGUGAAUGAAGAUUCCUUGCCAGGUAAUGAUUUGCAGGAAAAAGAACAGGAAACAACAUUGCCAACCGAUCAGUCCUCAAGUGCUAAGGCCAAGUGGGCCAGAAUAGCGGCUAGAUUACCUGAGUUUCUUGAUCCUGAGACGAUCGCAAUGUUGGACAAACAAGAGUUUGCUGAGACCGAUGAAUCUGAAGACGAAGAGGACGAAAACUUUAUUACAGACUUAAUUAGCAGCUCAGUAACUGAUACAGCGGGGAUGGAAGAUGAAAAGCUUGGAAAUGAAGAAAAACUAGUUGUAACAGAAUAUAUAGGCGAUGGAAACCCAGGUCAGUUAAAGGCUGAUGAAAUGAAGAGCCGUGAGGAAAAGCUUAUAUCUAAUAUUGGCAUAAGAAACUUUAAAGGCGAAGCCGGAGAUAUGGCUACUGAAGAUACCAUAAAGGAGCAACCAACUGCAGUUGAAGAGACUUCAACUACAUUUUCCAAUGAAAAAGAAAAAGAAGCCUCAGCUAACACACCCAAUGAAAAUGCUCCAACUAAACCCUUUCUGAUUGACUAUUUUGAGGCUGGAGAACCCACCGUUGAAAUUGAAAACUUUGGCGACACAGAAUCUUUGAAAACGGAACAAAUUCAGUGCAACCUUGAGAUUCUAAGCGAUGAUGGAGACGUUGUGGUUGAAGAGGUCAAAGUCAGUGCUCAGGUGACCUUUAAAUAGAAUUAGCUCUCCUGAUUGAUUGUGUAAAAUUGAUGUAGAGUUGUAAUAUUUAUACAAAGAUUUAUUGUUUCCAACUUUCUGUAAGUAAAUCCA
Messenger RNA from Drosophila elegans, 5262 nucleotides. It is a transcript of the gene dtr, whose product is annotated as dynein assembly factor 1, axonemal homolog. The record is from RefSeq and is a predicted model, not a curated record. NCBI's taxonomy places the organism in Eukaryota, Metazoa, Arthropoda, Insecta, Diptera, Drosophilidae. The transcript has 5 exons. Bases 70 to 5169 code for a protein of 1699 amino acids. Gene Ontology annotation, molecular function: protein binding.